Molecule: messenger RNA, 571 nt
Organism: Leptinotarsa decemlineata (Colorado potato beetle)
Lineage: Eukaryota; Metazoa; Arthropoda; Insecta; Coleoptera; Chrysomelidae
Product: probable G-protein coupled receptor 158
Source: RefSeq, a predicted model, not a curated record
CUUUUCCUGGUUUGGGGAAUUAGACUGUGUAUAGUAGUUAGGAAAGCUCCAUCCGAGUUCAACGAAAGCCGAUUUAUCUCCAUGGCAAUUUACAAUGAGUUCUUAUUAUCAGUCUUCUUAAAUAUAUCAAUGUUAUUUCUACAGAAGCCAGCCAACCCUGAUUUGAUGUACAUAAUAUUCUUCUGCCAUACGCAACUCUCAGUGACAUUACUUCUGUGCUUGAUAUUUGGAAGCAAGGUAUUCAUGGUAUUCAAAAACGACGAAAGGACGGACGAGAGUUCAAUGGUUUCGAAAAACCCAUCAUCUAAAUUCAUCAGCAAGGCUAGGUCGGACAACCCGCAAUACAGUACUAAUUCCUCAACGAGCGGUCCGGAAUUCAUGUAUUCCAAAUACAACGAACAAGAUGUCCAAGAAGAAUUUUUGAGAGUCUACACACAGCUGGAAAUCCUCAAAGAACGAAAUAUGAGAAUGGGAAAUCGACAUUUGGCUUCGAAAAUAAUAGCCAUGCAAGACGCUGCGCGGUCUCAUGACAAUGCAGCUCAAAAUAUCAUCAAAGAAAGCACCAGCUUGG